Molecule: messenger RNA, 1485 nt
Organism: Enterospora canceri
Lineage: Eukaryota; Fungi; Microsporidia; Enterocytozoonidae
Source: the annotation of a GenBank genome assembly
AUGACAGAUUCUGACGUAAAACGAACAAUGAUUCCAGUGCUGUAUGCCUCUCAGACAGGUAACUCGGAGUAUUUAGCCAGAAAUAUGCUUACAAAAUACUCCAACGUCUUUGUAUCAGAAUUAGACCAGUUUGAUCUGCUCCAACUCAACAAAUAUCCAUUUAUAGUAUUCAUCGUAUCUACGCACGGUGAAGGAGAUCCACCAUUCAAUGGAACCUCAUUCUAUGACCAUCUUUCAGGACUAGCAGAAAUCACGAAAAAGAAGCCAUUUGAUUUCACCUUCUGCUGCCUUGCAUUAGGUGAUUCAUCGUACAGGCAUUUCUGUAAAUUUGGAAUGGACUUGUCCAAAUUACUGGUGUCAUUGGGUUGCAAAAUGAACUGUGAUAGCGUCCAUUGCGCUGAUCAAAUGGAUGAACACGGAUUUUACGAUGGAUUCAACAACUUUAUUGAAAAACACAGAAAUCAAUUUGUAGAAAGAGUGGAAAUCACCCUACCAAAGUACAAAGAUGAGAAACCAGAUAAAAACAACUUCCAGGCCACCGUAAUAUCCAACAAUCUGCUCUAUGAAUACACUGAAACAGGCAAAAACUAUGUCGCAUACGAGUUACUACUUGAAAUACCUGAAUAUACGACAUUCAAACCAGGAGAUUGUAUUGGAAUUCUUCCAAAAAACACAAUCAGCAAGGAAACACUCUUCAAAUACGUCCUAUCCAAAGACGUAGACCACUUUUACGAUCACUUUGAUCUCUAUUCCAUGCCACAUUGGAAACUAUUCAACAGUCUGAUUUCUGAUGGUGAUAAAAUAUACCAGGAUAAGAUUGCUGAAAUUGCAGCUGACUAUGAUCUGUACCUUGAUUACGUGAUUGAAAACAGGAAGAACCUCUUUGAUAUCCUUGAUGAUCUAAGAAUCACCCAAAUAACCAAUACGCCUGAAAUCACCCAACACAUCAACCAAAUCAGCCCCAGAUACUUUUCAGUCUCGAAACUGUCAAGUGGCUACUUCUCAAUUCUCUACAAUUUCCCAGUUGAUAAACUCGGCCUAGCCACCCAAUACAUGAAAGAGUUGAAAUCAACCAAUCUGCUCCAAAUCACCACCACCAAGUCACGCCUCUUCUUUGAUAACCAGAAACUGCUCUUCUUCUGCACCGGAACAGGCUUCACUCUUCCCAGAUCUGCUGCUGAGUUCUUCCCCAAUAAGGAAAUCCUGGUUUACUACGGUCACAGACACCACAACCAAGACUGUCUCUUCAAGUUGUCAUCAAUCAGUUCCAAUCAUCACAGAAUCACCUGUGUUGCAUCUCGUGAUGACAACUUAUACGUUCAAGACAAGUUCUACAAUGAUAUCACCCAAUCUCCUGAAAUGAUUUCCAAUAUUGAUGAAUGGCUGAUAUUUGUGAGUGGAAACACUAGACUGAAUAAGGAAGUCAGAAAAGUGCUACUGAAAUUAUUCAAAAAGAGUGUUCCAAUUCAAUCUGAGACGUGGUAG